Messenger RNA from Ostrea edulis (European flat oyster), 1429 nucleotides. RefSeq names its product thioredoxin domain-containing protein-like. The transcript has 9 exons. The coding region runs from base 266 to 1201 and encodes 311 amino acids. NCBI's taxonomy places the organism in Eukaryota, Metazoa, Mollusca, Bivalvia, Ostreida, Ostreidae. The record is from RefSeq and is a predicted model, not a curated record.
ACGACUUACCUUAACUUUAAUUCGCUCUACAGGGAACUUUCCUGAAAACGAGGUAGAUCACGAGGGAAAUGCGAGGAAAAGGAAAUAUUCAGGUUUGUACCCCGGAAAUACUUCAAGUUGAGUAAGUUCAGACCCAAUCGGAACUCCUCGUGUGUCUUCAGAUUGAGUUCUCUUACGCUCUAAAACGAGGUAAAGCUCCGAGGAUUGAUAAAAUUAGAGAUAAUCCGAUAUCCGAGGCCGCAUAUAUCACGAUAUAAACAGAAAAAUGUUAGACACGUGGAAUGGAAGACUGAUUUUAUGUUGCGUUUUGGUCGGGUUGAUGAUUAUUGACAGAGGGACCGCAGUUAACAGAAGAUCUACGACUGAUUUAAUGAGGGAUGUAGAACAGCAUAAAUAUGUGCUUGUCCUGUUUGGUAAUGUGAACGGAGAUAAAGAAAUAAACAAGAAAGCCGAGGGUGAACUUGAUCAUUUGCAAACGCCGGACUUAUAUGACCAAGAAGUUUUGAAGGUGACCUGCAGUGACCAGACGCUGGCCGUCAGUGUUGGAGUGAAUUCUUUCCCUCGGCUGAUUCUUUAUCGGAGCCAAGUUCCUGUUCUCUAUGAUGGUGAAUUGACAGCCCCAGCCAUUCAGGUCUGGAUAGAACAGGCAAGGGAGGUAAAUCUGCAGAGUUUGGAUGAUACAUCAUUUGAACAUCUUACCCAGGCUUCCACAGGUGCAACCACUGGGGUCUGGCUGGUCAUAUUUUACAAAGAUUCCUGUAAGGAAAAAUUGCCUGCCAUUGAAGGCACCGGAGUUCUAGUAAGACAGAAGAUGAACGUAGCCCAAGUCAACAUUGAUGAAAGUCCGGAAACCGCAAAAAGAUUCAAUAUCAAAGAUUGCCCUGUCACCUACUUUUUUCGACAUGGGAAAAUGUACCAAUACAUCUCUGAUAAGUCAGAUAUGUACAGAGUUAAGUCCCUUGUAUCGUUUGUGAUGUCGUGGUACAACAAUGUAGAGGGCGCCAAAGUACCCACCAUACCCACAGCCUUUGACCAAUUGACGGAGUCUAUAGCGGAUUAUUUAAAGGAUAAAUUACAGAACCCACAAGGAGGGAACUUCCUGUUGAUAGGUGGCGCUGUGUUGGCAGUGGUGGCAUUUGUUUUGGCUAUCGUCGUGGCAACGUGUUCAAAGAAUGCUAAGAAGACCAUCAAAGAGGACUAACCUAAUGAUUUACUCACAAUUAAUUUAAUUGGGAAACUUUUCAUUUUGUAUUUAUGUAUUCUUUGUACAGUUGUUUAAUUGUAUGGAUGGAUGGGGGUGAGGGCAAUUGAUAGUUAUAUAGUAUGUGUGCAAUAUAUAUCAUCAUUUUUGUAUUUAUUUAAGAGUCCUGAAGUGUUGUAUUGACACAUUUACUUGUGUUUCAGCAGGAAUAAACCUAUGUUGUUUUUG